Diorhabda carinulata is the source of this 857-nucleotide messenger RNA. RefSeq lists its product as uncharacterized. Lineage: Eukaryota; Metazoa; Arthropoda; Insecta; Coleoptera; Chrysomelidae. The record is from RefSeq and is a predicted model, not a curated record. Bases 89 to 835 code for a protein of 248 amino acids. The transcript has 3 exons.
UUUAAUUCUGUUGAUUUUGUUAGAUCCUUAUAUCAGUUUGUUACGAAGCUACUCAGGCAUUCAAAAAUUUCCUUACUUUGACAAUUAAAUGAGUAGAUCAGAUUAUUUGGGCAGCCUAUUGGCAAACCAAAAUAAACAUCAAACUAUUCUUCACAACUACUUUGUAACUCAAGACGAAAAUUCUAAUAAUUUGCAGACCUAUGAAACUAAUUAUUAUGCCUUUCAAGAACCCAUUUCUAAUCCCCCCGAACCAAAAGUUUCGAUAUGGGAGUUUUUAAGUAAAGAUGAUUUGAAGGAUUUUUUGAAAUUACACUGUACGCGUGAAAUUAAAAACUAUUUAGAUUCGAUGAAGAUGAAUAAAUUUUUUCCAAAAGGCGCAGCGAGAAUGCUUUUUAUAGAAUUGAUGUGUUCCGUUACAAAAUUCUGCCAGAGAAAUAACUACAACUUGAGAAAAAGUGGUGCCUUACUAUCGCAAUUCUUUUUGACACAUAUCUUGACUACAAGUUCUUUUGACAAAACAACAGAAAAAGUGUUCAAUUAUUUCAAGGAACUCGCUCUGGCUCAUGCACUUCCUGAUUUUCCUCCAAAAACUGCUAAAAUAUUUUCGCAAGACGAAACUAAGAAUAAUAUGAAAUUUUUCUGCAAACUCUACUUGCGAAAUUUACCUCUGAUUCGAUUUACGAGUCUUCCCAAUUUUGCGUUUUUUCUGUAUUAUGAAGUUGAAAAGCAAGAAGAAAGAGAGAAAAAAGUGAGGAAAAAACAAGACGGAGACAAGAAAAAGAAGAAGGAUAGUAAAAAAGGAAGUAAAGCAGGAAGUAAAAAGGGCAAAAAAUGAUUUUGAUGAUAUGUAAAUGGUG